Molecule: messenger RNA, 5354 nt
Organism: Pelmatolapia mariae (spotted tilapia)
Lineage: Eukaryota; Metazoa; Chordata; Actinopteri; Cichliformes; Cichlidae
Product: SLIT and NTRK-like protein 1
Exons: 1
Coding region: 1380-3485 (701 amino acids)
Biological process (GO): positive regulation of synapse assembly; regulation of presynapse assembly; axonogenesis
Cellular component (GO): postsynaptic density membrane; glutamatergic synapse; GABA-ergic synapse
Molecular function (GO): protein binding
Source: RefSeq, a predicted model, not a curated record
GCUUUCUUUUCCCUCCCUGCGCGGGCUGAGCCAUGCCUGUAGCGGAUAAUUGUUUUUACCGCAUUCAACAGUGUUUCUCAGAAGCAACGGGCCGAAAGUCCGGACUGUGACAGUGGAGGCUCUGCAGGGACAAACUAAUGCCUCCUUCUUCUUCUUUCUGAGAAAGAAGGCACUGAACUGAGCUAUCACGAUCCUUACUGUGAAGAUCUCACCAGUGUAUUUUUUUAUGACGAUGCCGGGUUGGACACUUUCACCGUGGAGCUGCGAGCUGUGAGAGCUGUGAGAAUUCUCGUGGAAGAAGCAUCUGUUUGUGCGUGUUUGAUUUUUGUGCCGCUGGAUGGAAAAUUCGAAAACACCGAAAGCCCUAAAAGCAAAAGAAAGAAACAAAAGUGAGUUUUCUUCUUCUUCUUCCAGGGGGGUUCGAAAAGCGACCCCCCCUCCUUUCUCUCUCUCCUCAGCAUUCCCUCAGUCAGUCGACGGAUUUUUUUUUUUUUUUUGCCAUUACAGCUCAGUAGAGGGUGUCAGAUCUUUCUUAGAGCACCGCGCUAGGAUGAACGCAGUCUCCGCGUUCCUCUUUUUGUGAUUCCUGAAUUUGCCACAAAAAAGAAGAAGAAGAAGAGGGGGGAGGAAAGGAGAGGGAGUGAGAGAGAGAGAGAGAGAGGUUGUAGUUGGUGCUGGUGUUGAGGAGAAGAAGAAGAAGGAAAAAAAUCGGCGCAAACGAGCCAGGCGAGACGCCGAGGGAUGUGAGGGGGGGAUGCGGGUGUUUUGCAGUGGUGGGACCGCCUGUGAAGCCCCAGCGCUGGGAGUGAAUUCAGCACCGGGGGGAGAGCGGACAGCUCCCGACGAAGCCGCCACCGCCGCCGCAGCGCUCAGUAACACAACCGGCGGGAGGAAAAAGCCACGGAUUUGUUCGUUUUUACCCCCCCACCACCACCACCUUCCCCCCUCUCUCCAUCACUGCCAAGGUCAGUGUUAAACGAACUGAAAAAGCAAAGAAAAAAACGAAAAGAUGAGCCGGACUCCGCUGACGCUCUUUUCUUUCCGCUUUUCUUCCGAUUAUAUCCCCGAACCCUGCGAGGCUGUGAGGACUCGGUCGACUUGAAAGAGACGUUUAUGUUUGUGUUUUUGGAUUCGUGGGGGGAACAGAGAGGAAAAAAACUGGAAGAGUGGACACGAGAGCAGGUUAGACGCAGCGUGGAUGUGUGAUAAAAAAGACUGCCUUAUCUCUCUCCCCCCCUUCCGUAAAUGUCUGUAUUUCUCUCUCUCCCUCUUUUCUUUUCCCCCCUUUUUUUUUGCUUCCCUCCUUCCCGCUGAUGCAGACCAGACCCCCAGCUCGCGCCGCGUCUUGAAUCCGGGAAUGAGUCGUCCACGUUGAAAAAAUGCUGCUUUGGAUCGUCCUGCUGAAAGCCGCUCUUUGUCUCGCCAGUGGAAACGUUACAAGGGACGUUUGCAAGGAGCAGAUAUGCUCCUGCAACGAGGUGGAGGGAGACCUGCACAUAGACUGCGAAAAGAGGAGCUUCACCACUCUGCAGCAGCUCACCGGCCCCAGCUCGCAGUUUUAUCACUUGCUGCUGCACGGGAAUUCUCUUUCUAGGCUCUUUCCCAACGAGUUCGCCAACUUUUACAACGCCGUGAGUCUGCAUUUGGAAAACAACGGCUUGCACGACAUCGUGCCCGGCGCCUUCCUGGGACUGCAGCUGGUCAAACGGCUGCACAUCAAUAACAAUAAGAUCAGAUCGUUCAGGAAGAGCACGUUUCUGGGCUUGGACGACUUGGAAUAUCUCCAAGCUGAUUUUAAUCUACUGAGGGAUAUUGACCCCGCCGUUUUCAGGGACCUAAAUAAACUUGAAGUGUUGAUACUUAACGACAACCUCAUCAGCGCGUUGCCCGUGAACGUGUUUCAACAUGUGCCCAUUACGCAUCUCGACCUGCGCGGAAACCGAAUCAAAACGUUGCCUUAUGAGGGGAUCCUGGAGCAGAUCCCGGGCAUUGCGGAGGUUUUGUUGGAGGACAACCCGUGGGACUGUAACUGCGACCUGGUUUCGCUCAAGGAGUGGCUGGAGAACAUACCGCGGAACGCGCUCAUCGGGAGGGUGAUAUGCGAGGCUCCCACCAGGCUGCAGGGCAGCGACCUGAACGAGACGUCAGAGGCGGAUCUGUGCCCCUCGCAGAGCGCCGGCGUGGACAGCAGCCUGGUGGCCCCUCCCACCCAAGAGGAGACCUCCAUGGCCCGCGACACGCACCCGACGCCUUACAAGCCCAGCGGAAAUGCCAGCAGGCCCCCGACGCCAGGAGGCCACGGGUCCAACAAGAACCACUCCAAAUCUCGUGAGAACUGGCAGCUGAAAACGAAACCCACUCCAGUGGCGGCAGGUGUGGACAGGGAGCAGCAGCAGCUGCGCAACGUGACGUGCCCCGAGCCGUGCAAGUGCAAGCUGGUGGGCUCCAGGCAGGGGCUGGGGGUCAACUGCGAGGGCAAGAAGAUCGAGAGCCUGUCCAACCUCAAACCCAAACCCCUGGCCGCUCACGAGCUCAACAUGAGAGAAAACAACAUCCACGCGGUGAAGAAAAACCAGCUGCUCGGCUACGCGAGCCUCAACCUGCUCGACCUGGGCGCGAACAACAUCAAGGUGAUCGACAACGGCACGUUUCAAAACCAGAGCGAGCUCAGGUGGCUGUACUUGGAUAAGAACUAUCUGGACGCGCUGGUGACGGAGAUGUUCGUGGGCCUCGUGAAUUUGGAAUAUCUCAGUUUGGAAUACAACGACAUCCAGCUCGUAGUGGCGGGCGCGUUUAGCCCCAUGCCGAACCUGAGGGUUCUCUUCCUCAACAACAACUUGCUCAAAUCGUUACCCGCGGAUGCUUUCCUUGGGAUUUCUUUAUCUAAGAUCAGCCUGCACAACAACUACUUCCCCUAUCUCCCCGUGGCCGGCGUGCUGGACCAGCUCAACUCGAUCAUCCAGAUCGAUUUGCACGGGAACCCGUGGGAUUGCUCGUGCAAAAUCGUGCCCUUCAAGCAGUGGACGGAGAAGCUGGGGGCCGACGUGAUCGUGAGCGACCUCAAGUGCGAGUCCCCGGAGGAGUUCUGGAAGCGAGACUUCCGCUACGUGCGGAACGACCUGCUGUGCCCCAAGCUCUACGUCUCCCCGACGUCGCUGUCCAAAAACAGCACUUUCGCGCAGGACUCGGGGACGCGCUCGAACUCCUACCUGGAGCCCAACAGGGUCUCCAUCUCGGUGCUCGUGCCCGGUCUGCUGCUGGUGUUCGUCACGUCCGCGUUCACCGUGGUGGGGAUGCUCGUGUUUAUUUUGCGGAACCGAAAGAGGUCGAAGCGGAGGGACGGAAACUCCUCCGCGUCGGAGAUCAAUUCCCUGCAGACUGUGUGCGACUCGUCGUACUGGCACAGCGGGUCUUAUCACGCGGACGGGGGCGCGCACCGGGGCUUCGACUGCAGCACGCAUCUCUCCACGACAAACGAUGCGUAAAAAGGAAAGAUACCCCCCUCCCUUCCCUGGAUUACAAACACACACACAGAGACAGAUACACACACACGAACUUUAUAUUUUAUCCAUUUGAACCAAGUCUGCUGCUGCUGUUGCACAGCCCCCCUGCUCCUCCUCACCCCACUCUGUAAUAUAUGUAUAUGCCAAGCCCCCCCCCCAGAGAAAAGGCUACAACCCAUCCCUCCCUUUUUCUCUCUCCCUCCCAGUAGUCGGAUUUUUUUAUUUUGUUUUUGCCGCAAUCGGACCACAGAUCUCUGCAAGACAGAAAAGAGGGGGGAGAGAGAGAAUAACAACAGUAAUAUUAAUAAUAAUAAUAAUAAUUCAAAGAAAAAGGGAGCGAGCGCGUGUGUGUGGAUUCAAGGACCGAGGACCCGUCCCCGAGGGAAUGGUGCACGAGCGCAUGAAUGUAAAUGUAAAUACUCGGACCCGAUGUAUCAUAAUCUGCAUGAAGAUAUUUCGCAUGGUUUCAACACACACACACACACACACACACACACACACACACACACACACACACACACACACACACACACACACACCCAGAGAGACGGGCGCGCGACGGAGAGGGGAAACCAUAACCACCACAAACAAGCGUAAAAAGGAGCCAACUCGACCCCUUCUCAUGUUAUAUCAAUAUGACGACUAUAUAUAGAUAUUAAGAGUUAUAUAUGACUAUUACAAAGUGCCAUUUCUCUAUUUUUUUGUGAACCUGCAGUUAGGAUUUGUAUUUGUUGUUUUGAACUUGUUUGGAGAAACAAAAACAAAAAAGGAGGGAUGAAGAGGAGGAAGAGGAGGAUGAUGGAAGUGAAGCUGUCAGUGCAUGUUCUUUUUUUCUGUUUGUUAUCAUUUUUUUUGAUUGUCGAUGAAUAUUUGGGGUUAUUUAUACUUAGGUGGCGCAGAUUUUGAACAAAAAGAGAGAAAAAAAAGAAAAAGAAACCCACGUCUGCGCACUCAUCAUCUCCUUUAUGAAUGUAAAACUGUGUUAUUUUAUGGUGUGCCAAUUGUUCAGAUAUUCCGACAUGCAGAUGAGCAUGACCAAUUAACGUCACUCAGAUGCUUAUGCUGCAAAGUUAAUGUAGCUAAAAAUAACAGUGUGUUUUUUUUAACCUUAUUUUGUUCUUCUUCUUCUUUUUAUUUAUGUGUCAAUGAAUAUAGCCUGCUUUGGGUGAGAGGAAGAAAACAAAAAAAACAAACAAACAAACAAAAAAACAUCGCAACAAGUUAAAAAGUUGGGGGGGUGGGGGGUUUAUACUGUCAUAUUUUUUCAAAAGCAAAGAAGUGUUUUCAAUUGAGCUAAUGCAAUUCGAUGUAAACAGCGAAGGUAGACUGAGAUAGAUAGAACGCUGUUUUUUAAUGUCAGGAAAAAAAUGUAUUCCUCCACAUAAAAGCUUAUGGCUAUGAUUCACUUUCAUCAUAUUGUGAGCUUUUGUAAAGCCAUCUAAUCUUGUCCAAAUAGGAGAAGUCACUGUAUUUAGGACAAAAUGUGCUUGAAAGAGGCGGGUUUUUUUGUUUUUGUUUUUGUGGCUGGGAGAGAAGUGAGGCAAACUGGAGCAUUUUACAGCAAGAAAGAAAUCAAACAAAGGCACCUACAUACAAACAUAACGCAGAGGUAACUAGAUAAAGCAAGAUGUCUUUUUUUUGCUUUCAAAUUAUUCACUUUUGAACUUGAGAUACUCUUCUUGAAGGGGCCGCAUGGUUUUUGUGAGCUCAUGACAACAAUGCCAUGACUGAAUACCUGUUUUAUUGCUAUUUUUCUCUUUCCAGAGCUCAGCUACUGUCAUGGGAUAUGCUGCUUAUAGCCUAUAUUGCUUUACCUGAAUUUAAAACAAAGAAGAAGGAUGACACCCCCCC